Boeremia exigua is the source of this 1851-nucleotide messenger RNA. Its product is annotated as ferric reductase. Gene Ontology annotation, biological process: iron ion transport; intracellular iron ion homeostasis; copper ion import. Lineage: Eukaryota; Fungi; Ascomycota; Dothideomycetes; Pleosporales; Didymellaceae. The transcript has a single exon. Gene Ontology annotation, cellular component: plasma membrane. Gene Ontology annotation, molecular function: ferric-chelate reductase activity. The record is from RefSeq and is a predicted model, not a curated record. Bases 1 to 1851 code for a protein of 616 amino acids.
AUGUCUGACCUCGCCGUCUCCCCGGUGGAGCAGCCGGUCAUCAACACAUCACUUGAGCGCCGUCAUUUCCUGGAAGGCUGGAACGCGGCCGACUUCGAUGGCCUCAAGUACUCGUACGGCCUGACCGGUGUCGACCAGGAUGGCAACUUCUUGUGGGUCGACACCUUCCUGUACAUGCUGGUGGGCAUGUCGAUAAUACUGUUGGGCCUGCGCAUCGCUAACAUGUGGUGGCGCCACAACCGCCAUCUGACCGUUAUGGGCAACCCAUCGCGCCAGGCGUACUGGGCCACUAACCAGACCUCGUGGUGGCCCUGGCUCAACCGCCACCUCCUGCAGGCGCCGCUGUGGAAGAACAGGCACAACGCGCAGUUCCAGAUUAGCAGCGCCAUUGACAACGGAACACUCCCAGGAAGAUGGCACACCAUCAUGCUUGUGAUUUACGUCGGCCUCAACAUCGCAUGGUGCGUCGCGCUGCCGUACAGCGUCCUCGACCACAAGGAGACCAUUGCCUCGCUGCGUGGACGCAGUGGAACUCUGGCCGCCCUCAACCUAAUCCCCACAGUCCUCUUCGCGCUCCGCAACAACCCCCUCAUCACCCUCCUCCAGGUCUCGUACGACGACUUCAACCUCUUCCACCGCUGGGCCGCUCGCAUCACCAUCCUGGAGGCCAUCGUCCACACCAUCGCCUGGAUGUACAACACCGCUGACGGCGGCGGCUGGCAGGCAGUCUCCAACGGUCUCGCUCACGAGGGCUCCUACGGCUGGGGAAUGGUCGGCACUAUCGCGUUCACCAUCAUCGGCAUCCAGGCGUGGUCGCCCUUCCGCCACGCCUUCUACGAGACCUUCCUCUCCAUCCACCGCCUGAUGGUCAUCGUCGCCCUCGUCGGUCUGUGGAAGCACCUCGAGCUCCACUCCCUGCCGCAGGUGCCGUGGAUGUGGCUCAUCUUCAUCUUCUGGGGCGGCGAGUGGUUCUGCCGCCUCCUGUCCAUGACCUACUACGGGCUCUCGCUUAAGCAGCGCUCGCGCGUCUCCGUCGAGGCCAUGCCCGGCGAGGCCGUCCGCGUCACCAUCGACAUGGUCCGCGAGUGGAACCCCCGUCCCGGCUGCCACGUGCACAUCUGGGUGCCCGCGCUCGCCGGCCUGCACAGCCACCCCUUCUCCGUCGCGUGGGCGCCGACCCUCACCGCCGACUCCAAGGAAAUGACGCUCCCGAUCCUCGAGGGCGCCGCGCAGUUCACCCCCGGCAAGCAGCAGAAGUCGAAGCAGAUCUCGCUCAUCUGCCGCGCGCGCACAGGCCUGACGCGCAAGAUGUACGAGCGCGCGUGCAAAUCCCCCAACGAGACCUUCUCCACCUGGGGCUUCAUCGAGGGCCCCUAUGGCGGCCACCACAGCCUCGACUCCUACGGCACCCUCGUCCUGUUUGCCGGCGGCGUCGGCAUCACCCACCAGGUCAUGUACCUCAAGCACCUGAUCAACGGGUUCCACCGCGGCACGACCGCCACCCAGCGCAUCGUGCUGAUCUGGACCGUCCCGGACAGCGAGUGCCUGGAGUGGGUGCGCCCGUGGAUGGACGAGAUCCUGCGCAUGCCGGGCCGCAAGCAAGUCCUGCGCAUCAAGCUGUUCAUCUCGCGGCCCAAGGGGCGCGUGGAGAGCAGCAGCGACACGGUGAAGAUGUUCGCGGGCCGCCCGAAGAUGGACACACUGAUGGAGGAGGAGGUGCGAGCGCGCGUGGGCGCGAUGGCGGUGACGGUGUGCGCGUCGGGCGGGAUGGCGGACGGCGUGCGCAAGGCGGUGCGGCCGUGGAUGACCGAGGGCUGCGUCGACUUCAUCGAGGAGGCUUUCACGUACUAG